Molecule: messenger RNA, 762 nt
Organism: Nestor notabilis (Kea)
Lineage: Eukaryota; Metazoa; Chordata; Aves; Psittaciformes; Psittacidae
Gene: SNRPA
Product: small nuclear ribonucleoprotein polypeptide A
Exons: 5
Biological process (GO): mRNA splicing, via spliceosome
Cellular component (GO): U1 snRNP
Molecular function (GO): U1 snRNA binding
Source: RefSeq, a predicted model, not a curated record
GAGCUGAAGAAGUCGCUCUAUGCCAUCUUCUCCCAGUUUGGGCAGAUCCUGGACAUCCUGGUGGCGCGAAGCCUGCGGCUCCGGGGCCAGGCCUUUGUCAUCUUCAAGGAGCUGAGCAGCGCCUCCAGCGCCCUGCGCUCCAUGCAGGGCUUCCCCUUCUACGACAAGCCCAUGCGCAUCCAAUAUGCCAAGACGGAUUCCGACAUCAUUGCCAAGAUGAAGGGAACGUUCGUGGAGCGGGAUCGGAAGCGGGAGAAGAGGAAACCCAAAGGGCAGGAAGCUCCCAGCGGGAAGAAGAGCGGAGCAGGAGCCGCAGCACCGGUGCAGGGCAGCGUUCCCGGAAUGCCGCCCUUGAGCCAAGCGCCCCGCAUGAUGCACCACAUGGCCGGGCAGCCACCCUACAUGCCCCCGCCUGGGAUGAUCCCGCCUCCUGGAAUGACUCCCGGGGGAAUCCCGCCUGGAGCGAUGCCUCCCCAGCAGGUGAUGCCGGGGCAGAUGCCUCCCGCGCAGCCGCUCUCGGAGAACCCCCCGAACCACAUCCUCUUCCUCACCAACCUCCCUGAGGAGACCAACGAGCUGAUGCUCUCCAUGCUCUUCAACCAAUUCCCGGGAUUCAAGGAAGUGCGCCUGGUUCCCGGCCGACACGACAUCGCCUUCGUGGAGUUCGACAACGAGGUGCAGGCCGGGGCCGCGCGCGACGCACUCCAGGGCUUCAAGAUCACCCAGAACAACGCCAUGAAGAUCUCCUUCGCCAAAAAGUGA